Molecule: messenger RNA, 3732 nt
Organism: Lasiodiplodia theobromae
Lineage: Eukaryota; Fungi; Ascomycota; Dothideomycetes; Botryosphaeriales; Botryosphaeriaceae
Product: Actin-like protein
Exons: 5
Coding region: 1-3732 (1243 amino acids)
Biological process (GO): transcription elongation by RNA polymerase II
Cellular component (GO): Cdc73/Paf1 complex
Molecular function (GO): chromatin binding; RNA polymerase II complex binding
Source: RefSeq, a predicted model, not a curated record
AUGGUCGGCAAGAAAUCCGGCCGCUCCCUCAUGAGGGACGAAGGUACGCCUGUCAACGCCCGAGCUGCCCUCCGCCGCUCCGCUCGCCGCGAGCACCAUUGCUUCUGUAUGCUGACUUCUGCCAUGUGGCCUUCAGGCCUGGAGAGGACGGAUAACAAUCUGGACCUCACCACCUGGCCCCAGGUCAGCAUGAUCAAUCAGAAAAACUACUACACUGAAUACUUGAAGCGGGAUGACCAAUUCCUCGCCUACCGGACCCAGCAAGAGGAGGCCACCAGUCGUAUGGUCCAACAAGCACGCGACAAAGACAGGGCUUUAGCACAAGGCGUAGACGUCAACGCAGAAGAAGAAGAGAACGGGGCCACAUCAGCGAGCCAAGAAGCAUUUGGGUCAAAAAUUGUCGUGAUCCAUCCCGGAAGCCAGAACCUGAGGAUAGGCCUUGCAAGCGAUGCUUUGCCGAAAACGGUUCCCAUGGUCCUGGCCCGAAAGUGGCCCGAGAAUGAGGCGGAAGAAGAUGGUGGAGAACCCCUACCAAAACGCCUCAAAGUCGAUGACGAGAUUCCAGAGGAUCCAGACAAGUGGUUCGGCGAAGAGUUUUCUUCGCAAUACAACUCAAUGUCUAACGACCUCAAGCAACGCAUGCGAGCCAAUAAGAGAAGGGUGCUACCAAACUCCAAGGAGCUUGUUGUCAACUACAACAGGAGGACUCCACCGGAGGUCAUCAGUGAACACAACGAUCCACAUCGGGUUGAGUGGACGGAAAUAGGCUCUGACGCACCCGACUACAUCCUGGGUCGAGCUGCUCUACGCAUCCCGGAAAACUCGGAGCCUCGUUACAAGCUCUUCUGGCCCAUUCGUCAUGGUUGGUUCAAUGAACAGGACUACAAGACGAAGAAUACACUCUACUCGGACAUCUCAUUGAUCAUCGAGCACGCGAUUAUCUCUGAGCUUGGGCUGAAACACAAGAAAGACUGGCCCCAGUACGGAUGUGUCUGUAUCAUUCCGGAUCUCUUUGAACGCAAUUAUGUCACUCAGAUGCUUGACAUCCUUCUGCGAGGCCUUGGCUUUGGACGAGUGUGCUUUCAGCAAGAGAGUCUUUCCGCAACGUUUGGCGCUGGCUACUCGAGCUCCUGCAUUGUCGAUGUUGGGGCGCAGAAGACGUCAAUCUGCUGUGUGGAAGAAGGUAUGUGCAUUGAGGACUCUCGCGUCAACGUCAAGUAUGGCGGUACGGACGUGACCGAGACCUUCAUGCGUAUGAUGCUGCAUGACUACUUCCCGUAUUCGGACAUCAACUUGAAGCGGCGAUACGACUGGCUGCUUGCCGAGGAAUUGAAGCAGAAAUUCUGCACCAUGAACGAAGCGGAUAUCUCGGUACAGCUCUACGACUUUCAUUUGCGAGCUUUCGGAGAGGAUACGAGGAAGUACUUCUUCAAGUGCUACGAUGAGACAAUGCUAUCACCUAUGGGAUACUUCCACCCGACGAUUUUUGAUCACUCGGACAAGCUCAAGGCCCGCCGGAAACUUAUCGAUCGCUCAUACGACCUUUACGAUGGAUCGCCAAACGAUCCGCAAUCUGCAGCACAAAACAGCAUCACAGACAACAGUGUCACAGCACCACAAGUUGCUGUGGCCACCAAUGCUGUCCCAGAACCCAAGCCUUUGCCGACAAUGAUUACACAAACUCCAAGCAAGUCCAAUCCUAUUGGUUUGGCAGGGCGGCUGAACGAGCAAGAAGGAACACCACGCUCAUCGGUGGCUGGCUCCCCAGGACCCGACGGAAUCAACACCCCACAGGCUCCUCAGGACACGCCUGCUCCUGGCGCAGCUCCGGGUGAGGGAGGCAGCUUUGGCGCGACUAGCAGCAUCUUCUUUGAUCCAACGCUGGAGAAGAUCAAGCAGGCCGAAGAACGCGACAAGAUUCUUCCCGUCACAGGACUUGACACGGCGAUCAUGACGUCAAUCCAGCAUGGAGCACGCGGAGACGAUCGCAAGGCCCGUGACUUCUACGGUGGAAUUAUGGUCAUUGGUGGCGGCAGCAAGGUUGCUGGCUUCAUGCCCUUCCUUGAGGACCGACUCCGAUCACUGCUGCCCGGCCUUGGGAAGGAUAUUCUUAUCGGCGCACCGCCGAGAGAUCUGGACCCUCAGGUGUUGGUCUGGAAGGGUGGCAGCGUGUUCGGUAAGCUGAGCAGCAGCGGAAACGACAGUUGGAUCUCGCAGAAGGAGUAUGACAUGCUCGGCAGCCGUCUGUUGAUGCAGAAGUGCAUGUUCUUAUGCGCAACGACGCGCUUCACCUCGCCGACUUCUUUCCAAGUAGCACCUCCAUUCCCCUUCAACCCCGCAAAUCCAACCCUCACAUCGUGCACCAUGUCGAGCGGCGGGCGCGUCUACCACCAGGACUACAUUGCGAGGAUACGAUACUCGAAUGCGCUCCCUCCUCCACCCAAUCCACCGAAGCUCCUUGAGAUCCCCAAUACUGGCCUAGCUAGUGGCCAGUACACCUCCGCCGGAUUCGCGUCGCGCCUGGCCAGGGAACAACCACUUAAUGUCGAAGCUGAUGCGGAGCUCGGAAUGCCCAUAGACCUUGUCGGUCUGCCCGGCGUCUUUGAGGGCGAUGACUCUGUUCUUCUGGCGUCCGACGAGCCCGUAGCACUCCACCCUCAUGACAGGGCCCUCCUCAGACCGCUCUCAACCCUGGGCAAGCCUUCAUCUCUGGCCGGCGGUGUCAGCUUCCUGCGGCGAACCGAGUACAUGACGGCGGCGGGCGGCGGUGGACAUAGCGGACUGCGGGACCCGGGCAAGCGCUUGGCGCCGAAGCGGAAGAAGCAGACCGAUGCAGAGAAGAACGAGCCGAUCAACAUCCUCCGGUCGAUCCUGAAAGGCUUUGACAUCGCGUACCCGCAGGACGCAUACAAGGGACCGGACACGGUGCAGAACCUGCGGGGUGAGGAGAUUACGCCGGAGGAGCGUCGCGCGUGGGAUGCGCCGAAACACCCGCUCAACCCAAGCCUCAAGCUCGUCGACUCGUACCCAAUCCUACCGGACCUCGACGCCGUGACGGAGACGGGUGGCUACAUCGUGGCCAAGUUCCAGACGAACCCCAUCGCGAACCAGGGCCCAACGUACGACGAGCGUGUCGAUGCGGGCUUGCUGCGGGUGCUAGAGCCGACGGCAGAGCAGGAGGAGGCGUACCGGGUGAAGGUGGCGGAGCACGAGGCAGAGGGCGACCGGGCGAAGGGCCCGCCGCCGCAGCCAGACUACGACUACGAGUUCUUCCUGCCGGCAUCGCAUGAGGCUGUGCGCGGUCUGAAGCGCAAGUUCAGCACGACGGACCCGGAGCGCGAUGACGACGCGCUGUACGACGCCGAGAAGACAGAGGCCACGGGCCGCCGCUGCUUCCGCUUCGACCGCGUCCGCUGCUACGAGACUUACCAGCAGGCGGGCAACCCCCAUGAUCCCUACGAUGAUACGGUUGCAGUGGCACUGCAUGACCCCGAGACGGACGAGAGCAGGCUGGAGAAGGCCGCGUAUUACUAUCCAAUUGUGCAGCGCACGUUCAUCCGCCCGAAGAGGAAAGCGCAGAGGGGUGUUGCAGGCGUCCACCAGCAGGAUGAGGAGCAGGAGAACAGGGUGGAUGUGUUGGAGAUUGAGGUGCGCGACCCGGAUGAGAGGGAGUUGGCGGAUAGGCAGGGCUUCAGGGAGAAGCUGGAGGGCGAGGGCGAGGCAGAGGCAUAG